GUAAUACCCAAACAUUAAUGAUUUCUCGGUCAAUCGAUCAGUUACUUUUGUUCUGCAUUGGAAAAUGCUAAAGAAAGAAAACAGUGGGCCAACGAGCAAGGCGAAGAAAUCUACAAGCAGUUUCAAUGCUACGAACGGCGUGAAGUCGCAGCAUGGAAGCGCGGUAUCGAACGCGCGGAUCAGCCAGAGUGAAACCUCGGUGGCUACAAGAAAGAAGCGAGAUACAUUUAGUCACUCUAUCUACGAAAAAGCAGCAGAAAUUUAUCGUCACUUAAAAGGUGAAAUCGUCUCCUCGCAGCUCCCAACUUUCGAUGAAGACUUGGAGAGGCGACGAGCGUACAGUUUGGCUUUCGGUGCGAAGCGAUGUGAGUUAAGCUUAAGUUAUUUGCGAAGCUGAUAAGCCAGCUAGUAGCUAGCUCAUUGAAAUUUAUAAGUUGAUCCAUGACUAGUUAUUGAAUUUUAUUUUUUUUAUUACUUUCUCGUUAGAGCAAAGACGUUCCAUUUCUUGUUCAUUUCAGCGCUAUGGCAACGGUUCGUUCCCGGGCGGUUGUUUGAGAAUUUUUCUGCAAAGAUAAUUUUCUUUGAGUGAAAUACCUUAGUAUCCAGGAAAAAAAUGAAAGGAGGCACGUUUAAGUUAUUUUCUUAAGUUAGAUUAUUAGGUCAGUGCUACAAGAAUGAGUUACUGACAAAAAAAUAUCCAGCUCGGAGGUGAGGACGAUGCCGCUUUAAAGAUUUUAUGUUGAGCUUACUGCUACAUGUAAAGCAAGAAAAAAUUCGUGGUUGUAUAAUGAUCACAGAGUAAACAUACCGUCUUUGUUGUUUAAAGUUUUAGAACAAAAGAAAAAUCCAUUGACCCAUUUAAGAGCUGUUUAUAUAUUAUUUCAGCUUGGCUUUUUGGUUUCUUUUCUUCCAAAAUGCCCACCGGAAGUGCAACAAGAGGCGAUUUUUUUUUAAUGUCAUGCAGCUUACAACGUUAAAAACAUCUCUUCUCCCGCCGUGCAAAGUUGUUUCAUCGAAAUUAUAGUUCAGCCUUACAUGCAUAAUUUAAAGUCAUUGUCUCAGAACUUUCCUGUUUAAACAGCAGGACUUGGCGAUUCCUCAUUAUGCCAACUAUUAAAUUUUUAAAUUUACAAUCCCAUGAGCAUUUCCGGUGGUACCUAAAAUCUUUUUUCCUUCUUUCUACCAAUUUUUUUCUAUGAAAAUAUCGUUGUUGAAAACCGAAAAAAAAUGAAUCCUUUAAUUUCAUAGAUGAGUCUGUGUUAGAUGACAUCCUCUUGGAUAGUUAUUUUUUCUCAAGUUACUUCAAGGUAAGUCAGAAAUUCAUGUUAGCUAGUAUAAAAUGCAGUCUUAGUCAUAGCGGCAAAGCUUGAUUAUUAUAAUCUGUGGGCCAGUUACUCAGAAAAAUGAAAAUUUUAAAAAUAUUUUUUACAGGCAGGUGUGCUGCUUCUAUUUUAAAUUAAAACUCACUUUCAUAAUAUUUACUCACGGCAAUUUGAUUUGUCAGUUAUCACCUCACACCUCGCCAACCUUAAUGAAGGCUCAAGAGCUUUCUAUGUGCCUCAGGAAAUAAAAUUUUUAAUAACUUAGGAUAGUGUCUGCCAUAAUGACAUGCAAAAAGUACAAAACAAAUUUCAUUAUACAAUUUUGAGUAAUGUUUUGUCUUUGGAGUGAAUGAUUCAUCACACCACUUAUCUAUUCCUGAAACUAUAGAAUAUAUAACUCAGUCAGAGCAAAAUCCAGCCUUUUUGUCCACACAAAAUUAGUUGAAAUAUUUUUUUCCUGUGACAAUUAACACUCUCUUGUUUUCAAGAUGGGACAAGAGUGAAAAAAAUAAUAAUGAUAAAGAGGGGAUGGGGUGCUGCUAACAACCCUAAUGUCACCCAAAAAGGGAGAUUACAUGCAUUUGAAUAGGGAUGGUUCCUCCAUGGUUUAUGCUCCACAAGGGGGGUGGGGGGGGGGGCUGAUAUUUAUAAUUUGACUAAAAUUAAAUAAUUUAUUAAAAUAAAUUAAAAUUUAAAAAUUAAAUAAUUAUUAAAAUUAAUAGUGAUAAUUUAUUUCCUUAAAAAUGGUAAAAGUUUUCGGUGAUUAAUAGUCUUUUACCUGCCUUGUCACUUAGUAGAUCGACUGGAUUAUGAGCCUUCGUAGCCAAUAACAUCACGGCUUAACUGACAGAAUUCCAAUAACAUUGCAGCGUAAUAAUUGACCAAUCAGGUCAAUUAGCAGAUUUUUAUACCAUCAACUGACAUGAUAAAACUCACUGUAAUGUCUCUGAAGAUGACUACCCAACAGGUUGUAGAAAUGUCAGUCACUGUCAACAACAGUCCUAUUGAGGACUAGUAUGCUCCCUGGACAAUCAUUCUUCCACUGAAUAUGUUGAAUUCAAAGCGAUGGAGCUCAGUGUCAUCUUUACUUAUUGGAGUAUCUGUGUUAUGGAUUGUAUGGUUUCUAUCAGUGUGUGCUACAGACUAAAAUAAACUCCAGUUAAAUCCAUCCAAGAGCGGAUUUAGGGGUGGGCCCAGGGGGGCCCGGCCCCCUCUUUUGUGGUUUAUUAAAUAUUUCAGUAUUGCAUGUUCGAUAUGGAAGCCAGGCAUUUGCUAAAUUUAAGGGUCCAAAAUGCACUAAGAUUGCAUCUCAGCUUCUUAAAAUCUUGCAUGCGCUUGAAACUCCCGCAAAAAGUGCGCUGUUCGCAGUCCUGAUGGGUGCUAAUGUAAAAUCCUCGGUCUGCCCCUGCCAUCUGUGAAACAAUGCCAAAAGUCUUGUUCUGGGCCCCACCUGCUGUGUACCAGGAUUUAAUUAUGUGCCAUGUUCGGCCUGUUAAAAAAGUCAUUUGUCAAUUUGUCAACUGGUUGAAAGGAAAUUUGAAAGGCACUUUGGGUAAUUGCAGUUGAGUCCAUUGGGAACCAAGAACAAGGAUCUUGGUUCUACUUCACAGACGUAGUUACAUUACAUCUGCAACACAGACUAUGUUUCUAUGUACUGUAUGCAAUAAGGAGGUGUUGAUAUUAUGGAGGUGUCAGAGAGAUUGAACUGUAAGUUCCAUUGCUGAAUAAUUUUAAAGCAUAAUAUUCAUUUUAUCUUGUAGUUAGAGGCAUACCAUAAACAUCGUGUCAUGGUGAUGCUGUUAGACUACCAACAGAACGGAUUUUAUUUUGGAACUGAACGGUUUAAAAAUAAAAAAGUGGAGAUACCAGAAAAAGAAAACAGCAUUCCCCACAUCUUAGAAAUCCAGAAAGCUAUGGUAUCUCACAGAAUCAAACUUCGUGCUGCCCUCGCCCGCAGUAGAAUAAGAGACUGUGCAAUAAGUGUGGAAGCAUUACUUCCGAAGGAAGAGCAAGACAAAUUACAAUAUGCAGCACAACAGCCGGUUUAUGCAAGAGUGAACACGUGGAAGGCAUCUUAUAGUGAUAUACUAGAGACACUUACGAGUGAGGGUUUCUUAAUGGAGGAUAGCUUGCCUUCACCAGAAGAUGAUGAAACUGGUCUAAGUGGGCGCUGUUUUAUGAAGGAUCCACAUUUUGAUAACUUGUUUGUGUUCUCACCAACAAUCAAGUUUCAACUGUAUGAUCAUGACUUGGUGAUAGAUGGCAAGCUGGCGAUACAGGUUUGUCAUUAGCUUGUUUUUAAAACAAAGAAUAACAAUGUAUUCUUACUUGUGAGGCAUUUCAGGAGCAUGAAUCAUAGAUCUUACUCUUAAUAUUGUUAAAAAAAAAAACGUUGAAUUAUUAACAGGAACAAAUAAUUAUAUGCGCAAUGUUUUCAUCUAGAAGGUUUUUAAAAUCCUGGGGAGAUUCCCAAAUGUAAGGAAAUGUGAUGCUCUUUGAAAGAUUGGAAUUAAACCUCUAAUGGAUUUUUACUCCACAGAGUUUUGCCGACGUGCAACUUGUUUUGCAACAUUGCUGCAAGACGAGUUCGAUAGUUGUACGUUUUACCAACUAUGAAUCAACCUCUCUUGCAACAAAUCAGUUUGUGGCAGCCAGGUUACGUAGCUACCAGUUGUAGUUGUACAUAGUUCCACUUUUUGGAACAAAAUCUCUACAUGUUGCGCGUUUUACCGACCCAAGGCAAAUUGUUUUUCAGCAACUGACAUAUCUCCCGUGUAUGGAGUGUCUCUCGCGCAGCAACCUAAAACCUUUAACAUUUCCAAUUCGUUCUGCGGCAAUGUUGGAAAACAAGUUGCACGUCUUUCUUGCCCGUUUUACUGUAGCUUAACGUAAUGUACGCAAUGUGCAAACUUUGAGUAAAAGUUUUACCCGCAGUUUAUGAUAAUUUGCGCGUAUUUUUCUCGUCUGUUUGCGUGUAUUUUUUGCACACGUGUUUUUGCACGUGCCUAUCUUGUUUAAACUGCGUGUAUUGUGGCGGAUUUACACGUGUGAAACACGCUUGUAAUGCUUUAGUGCGCGUGACCCGUACUGUACGAUAGCCAGAAAACACUAGGGAUGCUCACAAAUCUGUAAGUAAAUGUGGCGGUGAAUCCAGUAGGAGAGUUAUUUUCUGUUAGCCUGUGAAAACAGUCGUUUCUCCUUGCUCUUUGCUGCUGGGGACGUUUCACGUGGAGGAACGUCUGCUACUCAGCGACAGAAAUUCCAUACUGAUGACGUAAAAUCUGUCCGGAAUCCGGUCAAAAGCGCUGAUAGGACGACGGAGUAGUUACGUUGUUUUAGCUAUUGUUUACGGAUGACAGACAAAAGGUCACAAAGGUCAAAUGUAAACGCGAUGGAUCUCUAACAAAACAGUCAAUAUUUGCGGAAUAUAGUCUUCUGUAGAAGAAGCAGUUGAGUUUUGCUGGAGCUCGUUCGAAAAUGAACACGACACUUUACCAAAAUCGACCAGGAGAAACGUAAAAUUGAACUAAUUUGCAUUUGGAACCCCAUGACUACCGGAUUUAUUAUGUAAACAUUGAUUUACGUCAUCAGUAUGGAAUUUCUGUCGCCGAGUCGCAGACGUUCCUCCUCGCGAAACGUCCCUAGCGGCGAAGAGCGAGGAGAAGCGGCUGUUUUCUUGGGCUAAUUUUCUGUCCACACUCAUGACAUGAUAAACGUUUUAUCUUUGCAUAAGAACAAUCGUGUCUUUUAAUAUUCACAGGACAAGUCAUCUAUAGCAGCUGCCGAGGUGGUAAAUUCUAUAGUGUUGGAGUUUGCAUCGCAGAAAGAGAAGACUUUUCAGCUUAUUCCCGGCGCAGAUGUUAAGUCGGUUUUAGGCGAAGGAGAUGACUUGAUUCAGACACAUGCGGAGUCUGGUAUGUCUUACACUCCUUACCAUGGGAAGGCAGGAGGGGGGCGCAGUCGCUAUAAUAGCGUAUACUGGAUGGCGCUGCCUGAAAGGGGUACCUUUAUCAGGAUUCGGAUAUAUAGGGAUUACAUUAGUUGAAGUGUCAUCCCCGGAGACCCAGGGACAGUCAGUUGGGUCGAGAGAAAAGGCGCGACGAAAGGUUUUAAGCACGGGUGGGUUCUUCCACCCGGGCUUAGAAAAAAACGAGUGAAAUGAGUGACGUUAUAACUCUGUAAAUUACGCCCUCCGCGAUCAGGUAGCAAAGAAAAAAUAUCAGCCAUUAUCGCAGCAAUGAUCGCUGCCACAUGUAGCAGUGUUGUCUCGUUAUGCAAACCAACCAAAAUCAAUGUUUCCUCUUGUGUCAUUUCAGGGAAUUUGACGGCCCACUUGUCCUCACUGAUUCAUCCUGACAGGAAAGUGUUUGCUUUCGGCGUUCCGCAAGAGAGCCACGAAAUGAUAGAAGACAAGCUAGAGAGAAUGGCAGCCAGGAGUAUCCUUUUCAUUGAACACGUUCUUAAGCUCUUUUCAUAAAUGUUACAACGAUUUGCGACGAUACGUUACAACGAUGAUUUAUCGGAUACCUUCCCCGGGGGGAGGGGGAGGGGCACUCCCAUACUUAGCCUAGGUACAGCGUCUGUUUUGAGAUAGGAUAUGUCGUUUUCAGAGUUUAUUCAAGUAAUAAGCCAGUGAGGACCACAGUGGCCCCAUUCUGAAAUUAUAGAGGGCAUUUGUCUAAGAAAGAGGCCCGAGGUUAUUUGCGCAGUUCUUCUGGACUUUCUCGUUGUACUCGUGCAAUGAUGGCUGAGAAAUAUACAAAAAAGCGUGAUGCAAGCGCAAAGUUGUUGUUUUGCCAAUCCAAACCUAUUGCUUUUUUGCCGUUUUCGUUGCCGUCGCCGUCGUCGUUGCUUAAGGGGCCUUUGCAGAGGGGAGAUAGACAUGUAAGUUGCUUAAUAUCUUAACCUUAACGACAAACGCAGAUGUCGCCUUGCAGGAAGAGAGCUUCCUCGACGCCCUUCCAACAGACGAGCUUUUAAAAAAAGUUCGAAUAAUCGUCGUUAACGUUCCUUGUUCCAAAUCAGGAGUUGUCAACCCUGUUGACUUUGUUCUGCAAGAGGGUGUCACUAAUUCCAUCAAAGAACUUGCCCGCGGUAACGUCGACUCCAGCAAGGUUAGUUGCGCUCUGUGACUGUUCAUGUCAACUCAGUAACAGAGCUGCAAAAAAUUUUUCUUUGUCUUUGGCAUUAUCUAGCUUUAAUCGGAGAUCACACCCUGCCGCAGUUGAGACUUCGUCGAAUAUUGUUUGAUGACCGCGUGCUAUUUGCAGUUCUGCAGUAUAAAAGAUAAGUGCAGGGAAAUGUAGCGUUUUAGUUGCUAAAAUAGUUGCAGACGACACUGUAAUUUAUUGUUAUGGUACAUCCUCAAAGGUUUAAGUUAAAUAACGAUCUUGGGAAAUGGACAAAACAAAAAUUUGGUAAAUGGUUAUCGGUAUUCAAACAAGGCCUGUUUCAAUUUUAGAUCAUAGUAUAAGUAAUGUUCGCAGCUUUAAAUACCUCGGUAUACAUAUAUCUUCGGAUUUCACAUGGACCGAUCAUAUUGAACACCUAACUGGGAAAAUCAAUCAGAGGCUUGGGCUUCUCAAGCGUAUAAAGCAUUUAUUGCCUUUCAGGGCGUGUCUACUUUUCUAUAAAAGUCUUGUUAUGCCCCUUUUGAAUAUUUGAUCUAGUAAGGGGCGAUAAACAUAAUAUUACCCUUAUGUCUAGUUUGCAAGUUUUGCAAAAUAAGGCCGCUAAAGUUAUUUUAAAUAGACCAUUUACUCAUCCUCCACUGAGGCAUUAGCCGUUCUCAAGGUACGCUGCCUCUAGAGAAAAGGCGAUUUCAAAGAAGGUGUGUUUUAUUCAUCUGCAUCAAUGGCCUAAUUAAUCACGAUAUGAACUUGAUUAGACAAGACGUACUUCAUAGGCAUAACGCCCUAGCAAAGGCAAUUUUAGAUUACCACGUGUCAAAAGAAAUUGGGGAAGCAAAGAACACAAUAUCAUGCCGUUUCCGAUUUUAACUCCCUCAGUCAGACGAUCAAAGACUCAAGGAAUGUAAAUAGUUUUAAACGUAAUGUUUUUAAGUUUUUAAUAUAGCUACUUACGUUUAAUUUUUACUUAUACUUAUUUUUAAUUUUUUAUGCAUUUUUUGUAUCUUUUUAAUCCUUUUGCAAUUUUAUAGCUUUUUUUUGUUUUUAUAAUAUAUAUCUAGUUUUGAGGUCCUUUUUGAAAACCAUAUCUUUUAUGAAAAAGUUUCCUCAAUAAAGAUGAUUAUUAUUAUUAUAGAAAUUUAGCUGUUGAAAAACGAAACAGCCUAACCCGUUCGGCAAUAACUAUUCACUUAGCUUCUAGUUCUCAGUUCUUUUUUGUAUUGUUUUCUCGUGAAUUUGCAUGUUGGUACAUGUAGAUAUUUUUCGUAGAAUAUUGAACAUAAAAAAAAACUCGAGCUUAAACGACUCUAAACUCGUAGAAGAAAUGAAGGUGAAACUGAAAAAGGAAAUGAAAAGCGAUAUUUACUUACGAAGGUGAAACAGCAUAGUUCGACUUAAGAACGGUAAACAGUGGACUAGGCAAUUACCUUGUCACUAGGUGUGUAAAAUCUUUCCAAAUACAAUUUUCCUUUUUUUAAAUGUUAUUUAAAGGUAAAAGGAAUGGCGUUCCAGCACUUGAGUUUUUUGAGACAUGCGAUGAAAUUCCCUCAAGUCCAAGCGAUUAUUUAUAUCACAAGAUCUAUUAACAAGUCGGAAAAUAUGGACGUGGUUAAGAAAGCCAUGGAAAUGAACCAAGACGAACGAAGCAAGCAGUCAAGCUAUUUUGAACUGACUCCAGCCUUGCCGAAACUUGCGCAGAGUUUGAGAGAAGCAGCAAGGAUUUCUAAUGGUCUACUUGAAAAGGAGAUAUCUUUGACCCAUAAAGGUAAAUUUACUAAAAAUAAGUUAUUUGAGUAGGGUUGGGAAGUUAGUGUGCAUUACUUUAACUUCUUAUUUGUUGCUAUUGUUAAAAAAUGCAGUUAACCUGAGUGUCAAUGUAUUUAGCAGGACAUCACUAAUUGUGGACCAUAUUUUUUAAGUCUCCUACUGGAGACUGUGGCGCCACUUUACAUCGUUAUCCGAGCCAGUUGAAGAUGUAGCCGUUUGCAGGGCAAAGGCGCGCAGUACCUUCAUUUCUCAGUCAUUUUAUGACCAUUAAUAUUGGUCCUUCCCCGGGAAUCGAACCCGCGACCUCCCGCUCUGCAGUCAAGCACUCUACCAAGUGAGCUAAUCCUGCCACGGCUAACUAAAACUGGUGCAUUUUUUCUUGGAUUUUUGUAAAUAUUUUUGCUCCAUUCAUAGGUUUUUGCUGUUUAGAAUAUCCCGCUCCAAGAAAGGAUGAAGGACCAGAGAGUUUAUCUUCCUUAUGCCCUAUCCCAAUCGUAAUCCCUCUUAAGUUAUUUUUAGAUCUCUUCUGAGAACCUUGAUUCCCAAGCGGGUUAAGUAAUAGCCAAUCAUAUCUCACAAAUUUUACCCAUGUUGACAGCUAAGUUUUAUGUGGAAACGAUUUCGACAGCUUAGUGUAAAAACUUAAAGAUCCUAUUCUAAUUUCGCAUUCACCAGCAUUUUGGAAUUUUCCUUCCCAAGAAUCUUUCACUCGACGCGCGAGAUAACAUUACCCGCGGGAAAAUGGACACCGUGUAAAAAUGAAAAAUAACUUAAAGGGGCUAUGUCAGCUGGAGAGCAUGCGCUCUGAGGUUAUGCAAAUUACUUUCAACUGUCAGAUGGGGAUAGGGCCUAUAAGGGAGAUGCAUUUUCUUGUCCUUUAUCCUCUCUUGCCUGCGUUUAAGAAAAACAUAUCGACAUUAAACAGAUAAACAUUAAAAAAUGAUAAACACUGAGUGUUUAAGUGCCCAUAACCUUAUUUUCUUAACUGAAACUAUGCAUAACUAAAAGAAUUUCUGCUUAAACAUUUUGCGAGUCGAGCAAACGCUUUUUCUACAAUUUUUGAAACGUUCAAAUCUCGCCAUUUUGGCAACCUUCGCCCCAGCAUUCCCUUUUAAACCAAUUAGCUGUGACGUCAUUUGACCUAGAUUAGGGGACACGUGACUUAAGGUGCUGGGCCGGGUUGUUCGAAACUGGGUUAAGAUAACCCAGGGUUAGUGCAAAUUUUGAAGUCAGUUAUGAGAGCUUAAAAAGCCAAUUCAGUUGAAUUCUCUUUGCCUACAAUUUGAUGAAUGGAUAUGCUAAAAAAAUAGAGAAAAUUAUCCGAGAAAGUGCUUUUGGUAAAAAGAAAAAGAAACCCGGGUUAAAAUUUAACCCCGGGUUAGCGCUAACCGGCGCUCGAACAACUGGGCCCUGGUCAAUAAGCUAGAGAUUCCUUCCUAUUCGUGAGCUAAGGGGGCAAGAAUGCCAGAGCAUGUAUUGCAGUGAUAUGUAACGACUAAAAUCCGAAAUGAGAAUAGGAUCAACUCGAUCCAGUCUGUCAAUGCUGAGUCAUGCACUCUCUGUACCGUACCAGUCUCAAGAACCUACUCUGUUGAUAGGACUUUCAUCUAUACUGUAGUCAAAACUUGGAAUGAACUCCUAGACAGUGUGUUUGGAGUAAUCAAUGAUGAAGGAUUCCGGUCAUUUAAAAGCCGUGUUAAUCGCCAUCUUUUAGCGUCCUGAUUUAUGCAGCUGUCGACUCUGAGCUGCUGCCCUGAGAUAAGGAGGGGCCUGGUCCCCCCAAAAUUUUUUUCUCGGCCCUUCGGGCCUCAGUUUGGACAUUCUAAGAAACUGCAAUUUUACAGCUUAUUUAAACAUGAUUAUAAAAUUUCAAGUUAUCUAGACUUAAUUAGAAAUUCAACCAAUAGGAAAGACUUAGUGAAAAUUAGUAUAAGUAACCACAAACUCAUUAUUGAAACUGGAAGAUAUAAUCAAACUUCCCGCAACGGUAGAUUCUGCCCUAUUUGUAACUCUGGUAUAAUUGAAGACGAAUUUCAUUUUCUCUUCCAUUGUCCAAAAUAUUCAAUCCCAAGGGAGAAAUUCCACAAUCAAAUCCAACAAACUUUUGUCGACUUUAAUCAGCUAUCUUACACAGAAGUAGUAUAGGUAAUAGCAUGAGUUUGUAGUGAUAUUUGGCAUAAAUACCACUAGACAGUGAUAUUUCGAAAUUGUUAUACGUAAAAAUUUGAGACAAUUUUGAAAUAUCACGAGUGAUAUUUAUGCCAAAUAUCACGUACAAAUCAUGCUAUUAUUUGUUUAUACUACUACCCGCAAAAGGUUUGUAAUUUUUACAUGUAUUUCAAAUUAAGCUGAAAUACUUUUGCUCUAAGCCAAUCAAAUUGCAGCCAUUUUUCAUGUAGUAGUAUAAAUGUUUAAAUUGAUGAAUUCACAGAAUUUUUCCGUAAAUUCACAUUUGUUGAAAUUUGUCUCAUUAUGUAUCAAAUCAUGCUGAUGACACUUGAUUGACUGUGGUAAUCAUUGCAUUAUCUUUGUUAUAAAUUGUAACUUUAUGUUAAAGCUUUUGCAAUACUCUAACUACAUAAUUAUGGCCAUGCAAAUAAAGCUUAUGUUGUUGUUUUUGUUGCAAAAAAAGAGGAAUAAAAAUGUUCAAGAAUCCGUUUGAACGUGCCCAAAGGAGAUGAGGCGGCUCUGGGGAGAAUGCGACAGCUUGAGCUAGAAAAUGACAAAAAAAUCUUUAGGAAAGUGUCUUCAAUUAUAUGUAGGGUUAAGGUACCAUUCUUCCAUGAGGUCACUGAAUCAUUAUUGCUGAUAAGAAUGGCAUCUCAAAACGUCCUGAGAACGGCUGAGUGAUCAUUUUUCAGUAAACAAGAUCCCCACGUGAGUGGGGGUACAUCCCGUUGGGGAGGGGGGGGGGCACUCCCUUAUUUGGCCUAUACGGCUAUGUGCCGCUGAUCAGGGUAUAGUUUUCAGGGUCUUGAGUAUUGAAAAGGGUGUCUUUUUGGACUGGAAGCCUUUCAAAGACUGUAAGACUUGGCAUGAACGUUCUACAUUUGAAAUACCAAUAAUUUUUUUCCUAAGUAUUGGUUUCCACGAUUUUAGUGUGAAAAAUUACUUAAUUCAGUAUGCAAAACAAAACAAAUGGGAGGGUCAGAAAGUAGUGUCUCCUGUCUUAAACAGGGUAGCAAAAUGAGCGAUUUUUGUCUUAAACAGGGUCGGGGUUUGAAGGCCUCGGCGGCACAUCUUUACCCAGACUUUCCUUGAGCCCCUUCCCCCGGGGGUUGGGGGAGGGGGGGUAUAUUGGGCUGCCGACUGCGCGAUGCAGUGGUUAAAUAUUUUGAGAAAUAUAGAUUGUAAAGACACUUUUUUUGUGAUGGAGUGUGUAGCUACUCCUAACCGGUGGAAUGGGAUAGUGAAAUAUAUACUUUGCCUUUUGAAACGAGACGAUUGGCAUUAUUUUUAAAUAUAGCAUGACAGUAUAACAUGACCAACCGGAAUUCCCAAAUAACCAAAAUUAUUUUUGCUCUUCGCUUAUGAAACGUGACAGGAUCAAUUCCAGUGUUUUUUUUUAAAAACGGUAUUUUUACAGUAAUGUUCUGUUUCUUAAAACUCUUAAAGAAGAGUGAGUUUCAGUUUUGUUUCUGUCGGAUAUUGCAUUUAAAGCCCUUCUAACUAUCCAUGGCAAGUGAAUAUGUUUCUAUUUGACCUACAAAUAGCAUAUUCGGGAAGGACUUUACACACGCAGGGAGAGAAUCGCAACAACCUGUACAAGUUGAAGGUUUUCCCGUGGGGGGGGGGGGGGGGGCAUUGUUUCUGCAGCUCCCGCACAGGCUAAAAUAACAUCAUCGAAUACUGUACUUAGAUAAUCCCUCGGCGCGGAUAUAGGACCAAUAACUCCAGGCAAUAAUUUUGUGUUCGUCCCAAAUCGACUUCCAAAUCUGUUCGCCAGACGACACGAAAUGACCCUUCCCCUCCCAGCAGAAAUUGGCCCCAUUGAAGUGGGAGUGGGACACGUAACGCCUUCAGGGUGAGCCGUCCGCCAUUUUGUCGUUUUUAAAUAGAGAAAGCCCAUUCCAGAAUUGGGCGCCACAGGCAGCCCAAUGAAAAUUUCAGAUAAAUGCUCCAUUCCACAUCUCAAACCAUUGUCUAUUUUUUCAGUAACAAGUUAAAAAUUAUUACUAUCGUGUCUGUUAAAUUAUGUAUUUGCAUCUAAUGUUAUGUUAUUUUUCCUUUGUCACAGAACCAGAAACACGAUAUCUGAAUCUUGAGCCUUCAGCUGCUAUGAAUGGAGGGUUUGUGGCUCUUCUUAAGAGACAGGUAAAAACUUACGUUUCAAACUUUGGGUGCAUUUUGAGUUGACAAUGACAUGAACUUUCGCUCUUUUUAUGGCCAUUUUCAUUGUCUGAGGGCAAGUGCCUCUGUUGUUCGCAAAACAAAAGUUGCCAUUACUGACGCGUAGCAAACUCAUCGACCGCGAAAUUUAAAAACUACGGAAGCCUCCAUAGUGUUACAAAUAUCGUCUUUGAGGGGCUAGGGUGUGGAGAAAGUGCUCGGUAGAAAUGCCCUGACAGUUGAGGUGUGGCUAAAGACGGGACCGCGAUUUUACGUGGUCAUCCAAGCCACGAAGCUCUAUCGGUUUGCGAGAUAAAGGCAAUUCCUUCAUUUUAAGUCAGUUAUUUAUUAGACUGUGAGUGUUGGCGCAACCCCGCGAAUCCAGUUAAGCGCUCUACCAACUGAGCUAGUCCUACCACAGUCGAGAAAGCUAAAACGAACGUUUUCUAUAAUGCUGUUUACAGAAACCCGUCGAAACAGCACAGGAAGUUCUCGAACGAGCUGCUAAGAAAGGUCUGAUGAAACCAAAGGGAAAACCUGCUAGAGUGAACAGUCCCAGGGAAAAACCCAAACCCGCCCGAGCCCAGGCGGACAUGUCACGACUUCGUAUCAAGGAGAGUCCCGGUGGGAACUUGUCGGAUAACGAGGGAGAAAGGAACUCCUUGAAGGUCGUGGACAAGAAGAGGGCCCCCCGAAGCUGGCAUGGCUCAGCUGAAGAUGUGGCGAAGCCAAACCCGAAAGAUGUCGUGUCUUCGAUUCCUAAGCCUUCGGAAACCGGUCCGAAAAAGCUAGGAAAGAAAAUGACGCAGCCGAAGCCGUUUAUGUUUUAGUUGGAGUACUGUUGUGAAUUCUUAGUUAAUGCGUGGCCGUUAGUGUAAAAAGAAAAAAAAUCUACUGUACAUAACGUGAAACUUUUGUCGAGGAGCUUAACACAUUGCCUUACCUCAGAAAACCUAUCGGUACUUGCUUUCGUUCGUUAGUGGACGUUAUUUGAAAAUAGUAAUUACCGAAUUUAAAUGAAAUCUUGUCUUGCAAAAGCGACGUUGAAUAUUAAAAUGCGAGGUGGAAUAAUUUAUCUCGUACAGAUCGAAAUAAACAAUAAUAGGAAAGUUCGUCUUGAAAGUUUUUAAAUUAUAACUUGUGUUAAAUGUGAACCACCUUGUACAUAAUCUGCAUUGUGCAAGCACGGGCCUCUCUUCUAGUUUUAGAUUAAAUUUUGAUUGUACCGUAGAAGUUAUGUGGAUAUUUGUACUACAGUUGUGAAUUUGAUUGAAAGGAAAUGUGUUCCGAUACUUACUUUAAGAGUGUGAAGAGAGUUAGCGUUUUUCUUUCUGUUUCUCUGUGAAAAGAUUGCACUCUAAAGAAUUGGGAGUAUAUCGUUUGUAAGCCAAGAAGUAUUAUCACUGAAAGUAUUUAACUGCAUGACAACUUUGAAGACCUUUAGAGUGGGAGGGUAUUUAAAGAAUUGAAAUUGU
Porites lobata is the source of this 14022-nucleotide messenger RNA. NCBI's taxonomy places the organism in Eukaryota, Metazoa, Cnidaria, Anthozoa, Scleractinia, Poritidae. The record is from the annotation of a GenBank genome assembly.